Molecule: messenger RNA, 393 nt
Organism: Microthlaspi erraticum
Lineage: Eukaryota; Viridiplantae; Streptophyta; Magnoliopsida; Brassicales; Brassicaceae
Source: the annotation of a GenBank genome assembly
AUGAAACUGAAACUGACUUCGGACAAAACCUGGGAAGUGAAACUGGACGGCCGCAGAUUCGCCGACGGCUGGGAAGAUUUUUCAACAGUACACUGUCUUCAAGAUGACGACGUUUUGGUUUUCAAGGACAAGGGGGACAUGGUUUUCCACGUCACACCCUCCGGUCGCAGUUUCUUUCAGGUGCAUUGCAUAUCCUCUGAGUCUGAGGAAGAUGAUAUACGGGACGAUGGUUCAGAUUCCAAGAACAUUGCGUCGAAGAUGGAACCAAGAAAGGAGACAGAGUCUCCCUCAGAAAGCUCUUAUCUUGUUGCACACGUCACGUCGUCAAACUUAAGCCGAGAUACAUUGGUUACUACUCUUUACUCCUACUCUUUUCAUAUUUCGAGAGCAUAA